This is a messenger RNA of Durio zibethinus, 1487 nucleotides long. RefSeq names its product protein CTF7 (gene CTF7). Gene Ontology annotation, biological process: mitotic sister chromatid cohesion. Gene Ontology annotation, cellular component: chromatin; nucleus. Gene Ontology annotation, molecular function: protein-lysine-acetyltransferase activity. NCBI's taxonomy places the organism in Eukaryota, Viridiplantae, Streptophyta, Magnoliopsida, Malvales, Malvaceae. The record is from RefSeq and is a predicted model, not a curated record.
GAAGAUUUAUAAACGAGAUAUUCCGGUUAAGUUUAAGCGGGAAUACUAAUCAAUUUUUAGUGCUCUUUUAAAAUCUAAACAGAGCCAAAGCAACAAAAACUCCAUAAAAGAAAUAAAAAAAAUUCUUUUCUCACCAAUUUAUCUAUCAUCCAAAAAAACCAAAAAAAUCAAAGAUGCAAUCCAAAAUAAAUUCCUUCUUCAAGCCUUCUUCUAUUUCAAUUGAGCCCUCAAAUUCACCUCCAGUUUUCAGCGAUGACGAAAACGAUGAAUUAGCCACCUGGGAAAAGAGUCAGCACACCAUUGUUAACACCUAUACGCGCAGACCUUCAAAAAUUCAAGGGAAUGAGUCGAAAAAAGAAUCAAGCAAUGAAAAGUUCGAAAACCCCAUUUCAGAGAACGGCUUUUCAAAGAAAAAAUGCGGUUCCAAUGCCAGAAAUCUAAAUAAGAAGAGAAGUUAUGCACAGUUUCAUUUGGAGUUAGGUCAAUCUGAUUUUCUUCUCCAUGGGUGUUCGACUUGUGGGGUCAAGUAUUCUCCUGGAGAUGAAGCUGAUGAAAAGAACCAUUCCAUUUUUCACAAGAACUUCACUCUUGGUAUUCAAUUCAAGGGAUGGAGAAAUGAGAGAGUUGUUCAUAUGCCCAAAGUUGAAGGAGGUCGUGUCAUUUUGGUGUUGGAUUCUGAUCCUGUAGCUCAAAGGAAUAAGGUGCAAGAGGUUGUGAAGAUGAUGGAGAUUGAGCUUGGUGGAGGCUGGAUUUUUCACAAGCUUUGUAAGUUAUACCUGUUUGUUUCCUCUCAACGAAUUUCUGGAUGCCUAGUUGCAGAACCAAUAAAGGAAGCAUUCAGAGUUCUCUCAUGCUCCGUAGGUGAAAAGCAUGGUGGUGCCCCAGCAAAGCAAAAAAGGUUGAACUCAAGCAAACUUCAGUUUGGGGAAAUUGUUUUACAGAGGGAAGUCAUUAAAAGAGCUCCUUCUGAGGUGUUAAAUGAAAAUCACAAUGGAGCAAUUGUCUGUGGAGAAGAAGCAAUACCUGCUGUUUGUGGCAUUAGAGCAAUCUGGGUCGCUCCUUCCAACAGGAGAAAAGGCAUUGCUACUCAAUUAUUGGAAGCAGUGAGGAAAAGUUUCUGUAUGGGCUUUGUUAUUGAAAAAUCUCAGUUGGCAUUUUCUCAGCCAAGUUCAGAUGGACAGGCAUUGGCAUCCCACUACAUAGGCACCGGAUCUUUCUUGGUGUAUAAAACAACCAAUUGGUGCUGUGCUAGAUAAUUAAUAGCCAAAUUCAUUGUUUUCUUUCUUUAUUUCUUAUCUGUUGGAAGAUGUUCAGAAACAUGUAUAUACAUGGUCUGUAGCAUGCCACUUGAAUGACUUUUAUUAUUUCAUAUACUGUUCACAAGAAAGGGUAAGGUACCAACUCAAAUCGUAUUUCCAAGAGUCGAUGCAACGGCAAAAGACAAUGUUCAUGAAUCUUGAAUAUCCUCAACAGUCAAAAAAAAAAAA